AAAGCGCGGGGCCCCGCGCCGCCUCCGCUCCGCCGCCGCCGCCGGGAGGGACGCCGGGACUCCGCCAGGGCACCUGCCGCCGCCGCCGGACCCGCGCCCCCGGCCCCCGCCCAGCCCGGACCCCGCCGUCGGGGCCGCCAUGCCGCGCGCCUUCCUGGUGAAGAAGCCGAGCGUCCCCACGUGCCGCCGCCGCUGGAGCGAGCUGCCCGACGAGCAGCGCGGGGAGAUCUACGUGCCAGCCUGGGCUUCUGCCCGCUGCAGCCCUACCGGGAGCCAGAGCCAUCAGUGGCCGAGCCCCCUGCCUGCCCCCUGGCCGUGGACGUGAGCCUGCCCAACUCCAGCUACCACGUGGCCCCCGGCCCCUGCGUGGUGGCCCAGCUGCCCUCGGAGGACACAGGCCGCUUGGCCGACGCCCAGAGCACAGACCAUGGCUUCCUGCGCAGCAAGAUGAAGGUGACCCUGGGGGACAGCCCCAGUGGAGACCUCUUCACCUGCCACAUCUGCCAGAAGGCCUUCACCUACCAGCGCAUGCUCAACCGCCACAUGAAGUGUCACAACGACGUCAAGCGCCACCUGUGCAGCUACUGCGGCAAGGGCUUCAACGAUACCUUCGACCUCAAGAGGCACGUGCGCACCCACACGGGCGUGCGGCCCUACAAGUGCAGCCUGUGCGACAAGGCCUUCACGCAGCGCUGCUCACUCGAGUCGCACCUGAAGAAGAUCCACGGAGUGCAGCAGAAGUACGCCUACAAGGAGCGGCGCGCCAAGCUCUACGUGUGUGAGGAGUGCGGCUGCACGUCCGAGAGCCAGGAGGGCCACGUCCUGCACCUCAAGGAGCACCACCCCGACAGCCCGCUGCUGCGCAAGACCUCCAAGAAGGUGGCCGUGGCCCUGCAGAACACCGUCACCUCGCUGCUGCACGGAGGCCACCUCUGAGCGCCUGCCCGGCCUGCCAGCACGCUGCCACUCGGGUCCCGGGCAGAGGUCGGGCGGGGACUCGAGCGGGGCCAGGAGAAAGGACUCUGCGGCCCCUCGGCCUCUGGAGCCAAGGGGCCCCCAGACUGUGGGAGAGCAGCCCCCCCGCCGAGGACAGAAGUGAGGGGCCGCCCGCCCCUCGGUGCAGCUCGCACUCAGGGCCCCACCACACACCUCCUUCCUCAGAAACAGCCACAAGGUGCCGAGGAGUCAGAUUCCCUUUUUUAAAAGAUGACACAUGUACAGAUAUUAAUAUAUAUCUAUCUAUCUAUAUACAUGUUGGUGCUGCUGCUGACUUUUUUUUACGAUGACUUUUUUUAAAGAGAGGACGGAGCUGGCUUCCCUCCCUCCCAUGCUCCUCUGUUUACCUGGGAAAUUUCACCUCCUCCCUCGGCCCCAGCUGCCCCGGCAUGGCAUGACCAGAUCCACACUGUGCUUGCAGUCCUUCCCCUCCUGCCGUGCCCCCUCCGGGACCCUCCCAGAGCCCCCGUCUCCUGAAAACCACUUACCGCUCUGGGGUGCAAGGCUGGCCAGCUGUGGCUGCCGGGGUUGGCCAGGCGAGGGAAUGAGUCUUCCGCCGAAGUUCUGGAAGGAGGGAGCAUGGUGCCUGACUGCAGGCUUGGUUCUUUUCUGGGGAGAUCCCAGAACCCUACAACAGUGAUGGGUGGAACAGCUAGGCUGUGUAGUCCCCAGACAAACCUGGGGCAGGGGUAGCAGGCGGCUGGCUGCGGCCUGACCUCCUCUCCUGACUUUCCUAGACCUCAGGGGCCCUGAGCACCCAAGGAGCCACCCCGAAGCUGCCGGCUGCACCCCAGGGCCUCAGUCAGGCUCCUCGGCAGCCGGGGCUCUUGCUCAUGACUGGAGGGCGUGCAGUGGGGCAGGGAGACAGGCAGGAACGAGACGGCGCCUGAGAGCACAGCAGCAGGCCGGCUUCCUGGAAGCCACUGCAGGGCCGGCCUCACCCGGGUCCGCCUUGGCCAGGAGUCCAGGCGUGCUGCGGGGACCCUUGUUGACACCUGGAAGCUCCAAGCUCGCUGCCUCCUGGGGCCUCAGGCUCUCUGGGGUCUGGCUUCUUUUACUGACCGCCCCCACGCAUACCGUUAAAACCAAUGAACUGUC
Molecule: messenger RNA, 2094 nt
Organism: Erinaceus europaeus (western European hedgehog)
Lineage: Eukaryota; Metazoa; Chordata; Mammalia; Eulipotyphla; Erinaceidae
Gene: OVOL1
Product: ovo like transcriptional repressor 1
Exons: 4
Coding region: 448-936 (162 amino acids)
Biological process (GO): regulation of transcription by RNA polymerase II; epidermal cell differentiation
Cellular component (GO): nucleus
Molecular function (GO): DNA-binding transcription factor activity, RNA polymerase II-specific; RNA polymerase II cis-regulatory region sequence-specific DNA binding
Source: RefSeq, a predicted model, not a curated record